AUGGCAUCUACUGAUCCGCAAAACCGCAAGCCGGAGCCGUCCCGACUUCUCCUCCUCUCCCAGGUUCAUCUCCACGCCCCAGGCAGCAAAAUUCGCUUCCUAGGCUGCGUGCAUUCCUAUCGGAUCUCGACUGGCACGCUGGUCAUUCAAGAGAAGUAUGCUGCGGCUCCAUCUGCUGUUCCGACCGUACUGGCGAGUAUCGACAAUGUCCUGGAAGACGUCGAUCACGAAAUGCUGCAGACAGGAGCAUGGGUCAAUGUCAUAGGUUAUAUUAGGGCUGGAAAAGGGAAGGAGGAUGUCCCGAGAGUGGAAGUUUUGAUGAUCUGGCCGGCUGGUGCGGUCAAGGUGGAUGACUAUCACUCUGCGGCGAGGAGCUAUCAGGCGGCUAUGUCGAUUGACUGA
Molecule: messenger RNA, 402 nt
Organism: Zymoseptoria tritici IPO323
Lineage: Eukaryota; Fungi; Ascomycota; Dothideomycetes; Mycosphaerellales; Mycosphaerellaceae
Exons: 1
Coding region: 1-402 (133 amino acids)
Biological process (GO): telomere capping
Cellular component (GO): CST complex
Molecular function (GO): single-stranded telomeric DNA binding
Source: RefSeq, a predicted model, not a curated record